CUGGAGCAGAGCCCUGGGAGAGAGGACCCUCCGCGGGACCCUGGGAUGGGGUCCUGGGUCCUGUGGGCCUUGGCCGCCGCCUUCGCGGUUGCGGCUUUCGCGGAUUCGGCACAUGGGGCAGAAUCCAGAAGCGCACUUUGGGAGGACGAGGGCGCCUCCCAGAAAGGGCACGGGGGAACAGUCUGGCUUCCCAGGACGACACAGCGCCUGAGAAAGAAGCUGCCGUUCUACCGCCCAGGCAGCCUGUCCGUCCUGAGCAGAGGCCUGAUGGGAAAUGCGAGCCUCCCGCAAGGUCACAGUGGAGGAGACCUCUGGAGUGAAAGCGGGGAAAGCCUCCACCGCCGCGAGAGGGAGGCGGCCACUUUCAGGGCUCGUUGUCGGGGAUGCUGCGGGACUCAGCUUCCCAACCACACCGGAAGCGGGGAGAACCGGCCCUCAGGAGGGGACACGGGGCCCCUGGGCAGCACCCCCAGCCCAGCACCACCCAUGGGGCACCGGCCUGGCAUGUACACGCCCAUAAGGAGGAUGCGUCAGCCCCAUGGACCGUUCGAGGAAGGGCAGGCUGGAUCCAUUUCUGGGGCCAGGCGGGGCAGCCCCCAGGAAGCCGGCACUGCCCACGACCGCUGCCGGGGCUGCUGCAGCGCGAGUGACACGGCCGACACUGAGCCCCCAGGAAGACGGGAAGAGGGCAGCGGGUCCCAUGUCUCUGAGGGUGGUCCGAGCAAGCGGGUCUGGAGGCCAGGCCUGGGCAGCAAGCGGCCUGCGCAGAGCGGAGCGAGCGGGGCUGCCCCCUUCCCCAGAGGCACCCCUGAGCCAUCCUGGCCCCACGGAGGCCAGUGAGCGGCGGCCACCACGGCUACGAAAGCGCGGAAAAGACGUCUCCGGGCGCCUGGAGCAGAUCCGUGGCCGGAAGCUGAGAAGAUGACGACCCUGGGCAAGACGUGCUUGUGGCAAAGGCCCUCCCGUGACCUCCGGAUGCUGCUCCGCACGCUCGGAAAAGGAGCGGCCGACCCGGACAGACCUUCGCGAGGACGCUGUGUGCUGCGGGCACAGCCGCUGUUCGACCAGCUCCCCGUCCCUGCAGUGAUGCUUGUGAGAGGGCCGUGGCUCUUGCACAAGCAGCCAGAAGCACCACCUCUGGGGCCUCUGUUUCAGGGCUUUCCACACUUACAGCCACAUGCCAUCUUUCCCCGUCCUCUCCCCACGCCCCGUACCUCGGAACUGUAAUGUUGGCCUGCGCUUCAUUAUCGUUUGCCACUUAGGGAGCCCUGUCGGGUGAGUCAGCGGCCUAUAAAUUUAAAAAUGCAUGAAUGAAUGAGCUUGGCCUCGCCAGUGGUGGGGGCGUACAGGUGAAAGUGGGGGGGUUCGGCAUGGCGAUGCCCUCAGGCCAAGCAGCUGCAGGAGUCCCAUUCCCAAGAGCAGGUC
This is a messenger RNA of Varanus komodoensis (Komodo dragon), 1425 nucleotides long. RefSeq lists its product as uncharacterized. Lineage: Eukaryota; Metazoa; Chordata; Lepidosauria; Squamata; Varanidae. The record is from RefSeq and is a predicted model, not a curated record. The coding region runs from base 46 to 840 and encodes 264 amino acids. The transcript has 6 exons.